GCUUGCUUCUUAUUUCUCGGAGUUCCCGUGUUAGCCCCUGCUCCCCGACCGGAAGCACCAGUCUGAGCUUCUUGCAAGGCGUGAAGGGAGAACCAAGAUCCAGAUAUCUAGCUAAGGCUUCUGGACUUCUUUUGAAUGAAGAUGAGUGUUUCUGCCAGGAUAAUGUAACUGGAGGAUCCAGGUCUGAGCAGACUCGACCAUGGGAGCCAACACUUCAAGCAAACCACCAGUGUUUGAUGAAAAUGAAGAUGUCAACUUUGACCACUUUGAAAUUUUGCGAGCCAUUGGGAAAGGCAGUUUUGGGAAGGUCUGCAUUGUACAGAAGAAUGAUACCAAGAAGAUGUAUGCGAUGAAGUACAUGAACAAACAAAAGUGUGUGGAGCGCAACGAAGUGAGAAACGUCUUCAAGGAACUCCAGAUCAUGCAGGGGCUGGAGCAUCCUUUCCUGGUUAAUUUGUGGUACUCCUUCCAAGACGAGGAAGACAUGUUCAUGGUGGUAGACCUUCUGCUGGGUGGGGACCUGCGUUAUCACCUGCAGCAGAACGUCCGCUUCCAGGAAGACACCGUGAAGCUCUUCAUCUGUGAGCUGGCCAUGGCCCUGGACUACCUGCAGAGCCAGCGCAUCAUUCACAGGGAUAUGAAGCCUGACAACAUUUUGCUUGAUGAACGUGGGCACGUGCACAUCACAGACUUCAACAUUGCCGUGAUGGUUUCCAGGGAGAUGUGCGUCACCACCGUGGCCGGCACCAAGCCUUACAUGGCACCUGAGAUGUUCAGCUCCAGAAGAGAAGCAGGCUAUUCCUUUGCUGUUGACUGGUGGUCGCUGGGAGUGACCGCAUAUGAGCUGUUGAGAGGCCGCAGACCGUAUCAUAUUCGCUCCAGUAUUUCCAGCAAGGAAAUUGCACACAUGUUUGAGACGGCUGUUGUGACUUACCCUUCUGCCUGGUCGCAGGAAAUGGUGUCACUUCUUAAAAAGCUACUUGAACCUAAUCCAGACCAGCGGUUUUCUCACUUGUCUGACGUCCAGAACUUCCCAUACAUGAAUGAUGUGAACUGGGAUGCAGUUUUGCAGAAGAGGCUCAUUCCAGGUUUUAUUCCUAACAAAGGCAGGCUGAAUUGCGACCCCACCUUUGAACUUGAAGAAAUGAUUUUGGAGUCCAAACCUCUUCACAAGAAAAAGAAGCGUCUGGCAAAGAAGGAGAAGGAGAUGAAGAAGUGUGAUUCCUCUCAGGUGAGCAGGGUCCCCGCCACCCUCAGGAAUAAACCCUCUUUUUUUUUUUUUUUUAACCUUUUAAGAGUAAAAAGAGACUUUAAUCAAGGACAAGCAAAUGUAGCCUUGGACCACACCAAAGACCCACAGGCAGAAGAUGGCCAGAAUAACAACCUGUGAAGUCCUCAACAUCUUCUUGGGACAUUUCCUGGCACCUCAGGCCAGGAACUUCUGGUUUCCACGUCAGGAGGAGCUGACAGUAGUUCUCGCCUCUGCACGCCUCACACACCUUAGAAAAUGUGAAUGAACCUUUGGAAGGAGGCAGCCUGAUACAGUGAGGAGCCCCUGGGCUCCUGGGAACAGGUUUCACCACUAACUGUGACCCUGAGCAGGUCACUUCACCUCUUUCUUUGCUUCGGUUUAUUCAUCCAAAAUGAGGUUACACUAGAUGAGCUCUAGGCUGCCUUUUUAUUGCUACCAUUCUGUUAUUCUAAACAGCCUUUGUUUUUAUUUUUAAAAGAAUAUUUGAAUGUAGAUUUAUUUUUCCACUCCUUCUACUCACACUGUGACAAAUGGGCAAAUGGACACAGGUGGGUGAUGAGUGAG
Messenger RNA from Ceratotherium simum simum (southern white rhinoceros), 1816 nucleotides. The record is from RefSeq and is a predicted model, not a curated record. NCBI's taxonomy places the organism in Eukaryota, Metazoa, Chordata, Mammalia, Perissodactyla, Rhinocerotidae.